AUGGCUGAGUAUCUCGAAGCCCAGGCUGCAACGCACAAGCGCUCAGUGAAGGCUCUUUCGUUCAAGUUGUCGGACCGCGUCGCAAAGCUGAGCAUGGAGAAUUUCCCUGAGGACCUCCUGCCAUCUGAGGAAGGCCUGGCUACCUUCGAGGAAAGGGGCCGCGUGGCCAAAGAUAAGGGCCGCCCAUGCGUGGGGAGCGCUGAUGGCGAGGAUCUCCAGAAGCAUUUCCGCCCCGCUUGGUCGAAGAUGCCGCGCAUUGAUGUCCCCGCUGGCGAAGGCAGCGUUGCUGAGCGGCACCGCCAGAUGGUGGAUUUCAAGCGCGCCAAGGCCAGCGGGGAGCUGGAGUAUCCUGGGUACGCGUCCUUCCAGUCGCACCUGAUGGAUUGGGGUACUAAACUGAUCCUCAUGAAGGUUGCGACGCCCGUGGACAUCCUGGGUUACACGGGCCUCCUGAGCAAAAUGGCCGAGGAGAAUGGGGGCGUCCGGACGGCGUACCAGUGCGACCUGCUCAACCGGACCGCCAUGGCCAAAGCUUUGGAGAAGGGCGAUGCUGGGUGGAAGCGCUUAUUCUCCAAAGUCGACAUGGACAGGCUCCGCGAGGCCAAAGACAAGGUCACGAGCAGGGCGGCCGAAGCAGCGAAAGCAGCUUCUGCGAGGGGUUCUGGUGCGGCCAAGGGCAGCAGCGGCGGCAAGGGCGGCGGCAAGGCCCCGAGGUCUCUUUCACCAAAGGCGCCGCCGCGCUCGCGCAGCCCCCGGGACAGUGGCUGGAAGCAGAGCUCGAGCUGGAAGCAGGACAGCUGGCACCAGAACGCCUGGUCGAAGAAGAAGUGA
Messenger RNA from Prorocentrum cordatum, 831 nucleotides. The record is from the annotation of a GenBank genome assembly. Lineage: Eukaryota; Dinophyceae; Prorocentrales; Prorocentraceae.